CCUAUCUUUCAAAUGAAAUUCCUGAGUGAUAUUUUUCGUGCAGCAAAAUCAAAUGUCGUAGACGGAGUUAGUCAGGCAUGGCCAUCGGCGUACCAGUCAAGUUUCUCCCGUAGACUACGGAUGCCUGAACAACUCGAGCCAAGUUACUUGGAUGAGCCGGAGUCACUCUCCGUUUGGCGAUUAGUCUUCAAGAUAAUCAAGAUUGGUGUGCUGCUCAUGGUUUGGGGCUUUUUCACCUACGUUCUGGUUCGGAUGGCGACCAAGCCCAAUAGCACCGCGGUGAGGACCAUGUUUCCCAACGAGACCCUGCUGCGCAAGGUGCGUCUUAACAGCGAUAAAGUCGCUGUAACUCUGCGGGGACCCAUCGAUCUGAAAAUGAUGAAGGAUGGUAGCGGGGACAAGAACGUUUCCUCGGUGGGUGUGCGUAUGGAAUGGCGGGAUACCCAACUGAACAACACACUAAAGCAUUCCAGCAUGUGGAAUGUCUACCUCCUCGAGAAGGACGAUGAAUUCCUAGAAGCCGAGCAAGACUUCAAGGUCUUGCCGCCGGAAAAAACCGAGGCGAAGGCGGUGAUUUCGCUAAAAGCUGAUGUGGAGCAGCCCGUAUCCCUGCUAGUGGUGGUCGAGUUUUCUCCUCUGUCCACCGACCAUGGUGUCUGGUAUGCCGCCCUGCUGCUCAUAGGUCUGUACAUCCUAGUUGUCUUCGAGCUCACGGAUCGCACGUUCGCAGCUCUUUUGAUGGCCACCACUGGCGUUGCGAUCCUCACGGCGCUCGGGAAUCGACCCACCCUGACGGACAUCAUCUCCUGGGUGGACUUCGAGACACUGAUGCUGCUGCUCGGCAUGAUGAUAAUGGUGGCCAUAAUGUCGGAGACGGGCAUCUUCGAUUGGAUGGCCGUGCUGGCCUACAGGAUCUCGAUGGGUCACCCCUGGCCGCUGAUCAUCCUGCUGGCCACAUUCACGAGCCUCUUAUCCUGUGUCCUCGACAACGUGACCAUGCUGCUGCUGAUGGCGCCCAUUGCCAUCCGAUUGUGCGAGGCCAUCGAAGUGCAGACGCCGCUCGUCCUGAUGGUGAUCGUCAUGUACGCCAAUAUCGGUGGCACCCUCACGCCGGUCGGCGAUCCGCCCAAUGUGAUCAUAGCCACCAAUCCGGUUGUGACCAAGGACGGCGUUGACUUUAUCAUCUUCACAAUGCACAUGCUGCCCGGUGUCAUGUUGGCGCUCCUAAUUGGCUUCGCAGUUGUGUAUCUGACAAUGCGAAAGACUCUGUUCAAACUGUCGGAUCGACAAAUCGAAUUGGCGGCGGAGAGGGAGGCCAACAGGAGACGCCUGAGUGCGGACAUCUCGGUGCGGGCCAAUCAAAUGCGGGCAAACCAAUCGGGACGUCAGUGCCUGAAGCCAUCGGCAAACUAUUUCGAGACUCUGGCCCACUUGGAGGCACAUCAUCGGAUCCAGGAUAAGACGCUGCUGAUCAAGUGCCUGGUGACGCUUGUUUUCGUCGUCGCUUGCUUUCUCAUGCACUCGCUGCCCUUCAUGAAGGGUGCCACCUUGGGCUGGGUGGCCAUCCUGGCCGCCUUCCUGCUCCUCAUUCUGGCCAAGAUGGACGACAUCGAGGCGAUACUCGACCAGGUUGAGUGGUCGGCCCUGCUCUUCUUGGCCGCAUUAUUUGUGCUCGCCGAGGCGGUGGAUAGACUGGGUUUCAUUGAAUGGCUGGGUGAGAAGGCGAUCACGGUGAUCCGAAGUGUUGACGAGCGUUACCAGACCACCGUGGCCCUUCUUCUCAUCCUUUGGUUAUCGGCCAUUUUGUCCGCGUUCGUGGGAAAUGUCCCUGUGACCACGAUGAUCCUGCGGCUGAACAUCCAGUUGUUCGAAAACGAUGCGAUUAGGGUCCCAUUAUCACCACUACUUUGGGCGUUGUCUUACGGCGCCUGCUUUGGUGGUAAUGGCACCUUAAUUGGCGCUUCGGCCAAUGUCAUUGCAGCGGCAGUCGCCCAUCAGUAUGGCUACAAGAUCUCCUUCAUUCAGUUCUUCAUCUACUGCUUUCCCAUGAUGCUGGCCACCAUUACCAUAGCUAUGGUUUACCUCCUGAUCGCCCACUCAGUAUUCGCUUGGCACAAGACAUAGCUAUAAUGGAUUCAGCCGCAAAUGAAGACCUCUCCUUGCGAUCCAGAUAAACUCUAAUGGACUGUCCAUCAACGUGCUGGAGUCGAGAUAUGGAUUUACAAACCUUGACCUUCAAAACUCUAUAGUCUUCUCUAUCUUUCUUUGUAAAGUAAAAAGUGAACCUCCUUAUAAAUGUCCCCUAUUAAAAAUA
Molecule: messenger RNA, 2314 nt
Organism: Drosophila ficusphila
Lineage: Eukaryota; Metazoa; Arthropoda; Insecta; Diptera; Drosophilidae
Product: P protein
Exons: 1
Coding region: 13-2124 (703 amino acids)
Biological process (GO): transmembrane transport
Cellular component (GO): membrane
Source: RefSeq, a predicted model, not a curated record